Molecule: messenger RNA, 393 nt
Organism: Triticum turgidum subsp. durum (durum wheat)
Lineage: Eukaryota; Viridiplantae; Streptophyta; Magnoliopsida; Poales; Poaceae
Source: the annotation of a GenBank genome assembly
AUGGGGAACUCGUACAGCAACGGCGGCUCGUCGUCGGGGCACCUGCAGGCGCCGGAGCUGCCGCUGCACCUCUGCUUCUUCCUACUCGUGCUGUUCGUCUUCCUCGGCUUCUCCUGGUACAUGAGCUACGAGUCAGUGGCGGAGACCUUCGCCGACCAGGGCAAGCUCCUGCUCAUGGUGUCCCCGCUCGCGCUGCUCCUCGCGGUGCGGCUGCUGUCGGGAGGCGACGGCGACGGGCGGCGCGUCGACCAGCUGAUGUCCAUGUCGAUGCCGGAGAGGGACUCCAUCCACCGCGCCGGGGGGUCGCCGUGGGGCGUCGGGCUCCUGCUCGUGCUGCUCAUCGUCAUGGUCUCCUACCAGUCCAACUUCCGGGAGAGGUGGUUCGCACUCUAG